AUGGCUGACACUACCAAUGUCGACGCCGAAAAGAGACACGACUCUUCAGACGAAUCUGGCUGGUCUGACACAGAAUCUUGGAAUCCCCUCAACCUCUCACCUAUGAGAAAACUACAUAUUGUCAUCGCCGGCUUCACGUGUACUUUCAAUGGAAACUUUGGCUCUUCUAUGCCCUCGGGGGCUCUUGAUAUCAUCGCCGAACAGUUCGGCGUUACCAACCCCGUUCACCUCAUACUCCUCAACUCCCUGUAUAUGGUUGGAUAUGUCCUAGGACCUCUUCUCUUUGGACCUCUGAGUGAAUAUAUUGGUCGGCGGCCUGUUCUGAUUGGCACUUACUUGGGAUACAUCAUCUUUAUGCUGGCUUGUUCUGGCGCACCCAACUAUGCUGCCCUCCUAGUCUUUAGGUUUCUCGGUGGUAUCAACGCUGCUGCUCCCACCACUGUCAUCGGAGGUUUAUAUGCAGAUAUCCUCAACGAUCCUUCGACCAGAGGCAACGCCAUGGCUCUUUACAUGACCGUGACUACAAUCGGCCCUCUGAUUGGGCCCAUUGUAUCUGGCUUCUCAUCUCCCGUCUCCUGGCGCUGGCCAUUUUGGAUUGCUGGCAUGAUGGCCAUUGCAGGACUUCCUCUUACCCUUACCAUCCCAGAGACUUAUGCCCCAGUGCUACAUAACAAGAUGGUCAAGGCGCAUAUCAAGAGGCGAGAGAAGGAGAACAAGACUGAGUCAACCGACGAAGAGCCCUUGGAGCUGAAGCCCUUCAACGUCCGCAAGAUCUUCUUUCGACCCAUGAAGCUACUCUUUACUGAGCCUAUCCUUACAUCUACUUCGGUGUAUCUGACUCUAGCAUAUUCUGUCUUUUACCUCAUGUUUCAGGCGUAUCCUCGUGUAUUCCAAGGAUUCUAUGGUCUUUCUCCCGGUAUGGCAGGGCUUGCAUAUAUCCCCUUCUGCGUUGGUGUUGUACUGUCUCUUGGUGUCUUCGCAAUCUAUACUCGAUACCAUGACAAGCAAACUGCUGCUGGUGCCGAGUGGACAAAGAACCACAUCUAUCGAAGACUUCCUCUUGCGUGCAUUGCUUCUCCUUGCAUGGUGAUCUCCCUCUUCUGGCUCGGCUGGACGGUCUGGGACUCCGUGUCUCCCAUCAUUCCAAGCCUUGGCGGUAUCUUUUUCGGCCUUGGUUUCCAGCUUCUCUUCAUGGGGAUGACCAACUAUCUCACCGAUGUGUUCCGAAGUCAUUCUGCCUCUGCUCUCGGUGCUGCUGCCAUGUUGCGAUCUAUCGGGGCUACCACGCUGCCCCUCGCCGCUGACAGCAUGUAUAAUGACUUGGGGUUUCACUGGGCGCCUUCGGUCCUCGCAUUCAUUGCUCUGGCGAUGGGCGUCAUUCCCUUUGUAUUCAUCAGAUAUGGUGAGCGUCUGGCACGCAGCAGCAAGACCGCCAGGGAAGCAUUUGCCAUCCAGGACUGA
Molecule: messenger RNA, 1461 nt
Organism: Fusarium redolens
Lineage: Eukaryota; Fungi; Ascomycota; Sordariomycetes; Hypocreales; Nectriaceae
Product: major facilitator superfamily domain-containing protein
Exons: 4
Coding region: 1-1461 (486 amino acids)
Biological process (GO): transmembrane transport
Molecular function (GO): transmembrane transporter activity
Source: RefSeq, a predicted model, not a curated record